UGCACUCAUAUGAAGGGGAACAUGUAUAUUUACUCAUAUGCAACGUCUCUUCUCCGAGCUACACGGAGGCCGGGUGUCUGUGAGGCAGACCUGAAGGAGCUUUCUGAUUUUCCUCCUCCUCUGCCGGAGCAGCUUUUCGUUUUGCGCGCAGGGAGAACGAGGAUGCUUUUGAGUCUCCAGCUCGCACCUGGAACAAGGAAUCCGCGACAGACCUUUUGUUGGCUUUAAUUAUUAUUAUUUUUUUUUUUUUGUCGCCAUUUCCACCCCUUCUUUCACCGUUGAAUAUAUUGAAUGUGUCCACUUUUAAGGACUGUCACUGGAAUAUGCGUGUUUCGUUGAGCGGACUUGACGCGCGUUCCAAUUGUGACCACUAGCACCACCUGUGCCACCGGCUGGCCUCACUACAAGUAGAGACAGUGACUGUCAGCUGUGCUCAAACCUUGAAGACGCGCUACAGUUGCAACCAAGUGGUUGCACCGAAGACCUUUAGCACAAGGUUUCCCCUAACCCACACUUAUUUCUUAUAAGCGCAGCACGUUUCAGGGGCCGCGGCUGCGCGCACACAGGAGACGCUUGAGCUAAGGCGAGCGCACGACAGGCAUCGGGUGCUGUGAGGUGGACGACAUACGGGGCAGUUUUUUAAAAAAUAAAAUCGAGGUCCAGACAUCAGGAUGACGGACGGCCCGAGACAACGGAGCGGCACGUCGAGCUCUGCCAAGGAUGCUGCCGGGGAGAAGGAGUCCGGAGGUGGAGUUGCGCUCAAGAAGGAAAUCGGGCUCGUGAGUGCUUGCGGGAUCAUUGUUGGUAACAUUAUCGGCUCGGGUAUCUUCGUCAGUCCGAAGGGAGUGAUGGAGAAUGCCAGCUCCGUGGGCGUGGCCCUCUUCGUCUGGAUCAUCACGGGCAUCAUCACCGCCAUCGGGGCGCUGUGCUACGCCGAGCUGGGGGUCACCAUCCCAAAGUCGGGGGGAGACUACUCCUACGUGAAGGACAUCUUCGGUGGACUGGCUGGGUUCCUGCGACUGUGGAUUGCCGUGUUGGUCAUCUACCCUACAAACCAGGCCGUGAUCGCGCUGACCUUCUCCAACUACGUCCUGCAGCCCCUGUUCCCCACCUGCUUUCCCCCAGAGAACGGCCUCCGUCUGCUGGCUGCCGUCUGUCUCUUGCUGCUGACGUGGGUGAACUGCUCCAGCGUGAGGUGGGCCACCAGAGUGCAGGACAUUUUCACCGCCGGCAAGCUGCUGGCCCUCGCCCUCAUCAUCAUCAUGGGCUUCGUGCAGAUCUGCAAGGGACAGUACUACUGGCUGGAGCCUGCCAACGCCUUUGAGCCCUUCCAGGACUACGACGUCGGUCUGAUAGCCUUGGCUUUCCUACAAGGCUCCUUCGCCUACGGAGGGUGGAACUUCCUCAACUACGUCACGGAGGAGCUGGUGGAUCCUUAUGUGAACCUUCCCCGUGCCAUCUUCAUCUCCAUCCCUCUGGUGACCUUCGUGUACGUCUUCGCCAAUAUCGCUUACGUCACGGCCAUGAGUCCUCAGGAGCUGCUUGCGUCAAACGCCGUUGCCGUGACGUUUGGUGAGAAGCUGCUGGGAGUCAUGUCGUGGAUCAUGCCCAUCUCUGUGGCGCUGUCCACCUUCGGGGGAGUCAACGGUUCCCUCUUCACGUCUUCACGACUCUUCUUUGCUGGAGCCAGAGAGGGACACCUCCCUAGUCUGCUGGCCAUGAUUCAUGUGAAACGCUGCACUCCCAUCCCCGCUCUGCUCUUCACUUGCCUGUCCACCCUGCUGAUGCUGUGCACCAGUGACAUGUACACCCUCAUCAACUACGUGGGCUUCAUCAACUACCUCUUCUAUGGAGUGACUGUCGCCGGGCAGAUCGUCCUGCGUAUCAAACAGCCCGACAUCCACAGACCAAUCAAGAUCAGCCUGAUAUGGCCGGUCAUUUACCUCGUCUUCUGGGCUUUCCUGCUCAUCUUCUCUCUUUACUCUGAACCCGUGGUGUGUGGCAUUGGCCUGGCCAUCAUGCUGACCGGCGUGCCCGUCUAUUUCCUGGGAGUCUACUGGGACAACAAGCCACAGUGCUUCGACGCCUUCGUCAAUAAGAUGACGUACGUGGGCCAGAAGUUCUGCGUGGUCGUUUAUCCCGCUGUAACUGGUGGGAGCGCAGAGGAAGGGGAGGAAAUGAAGGAGUCCAGGUCUCCUCUGUCGAAGGAGGACGAAGACAACCACAAAUCGGCAGACUGCUAAAGUGCACAAUUUCAAUUCCCACCGGCCCCAGAGUACACACACAGACACAAACUAACGUGGGCGUGCACACAAGCAGACCUCCGUUUGUGGUGAAUUUUAUUAAUCAAUACACGUGCCCCCACAGUCUGUCUUUGAAUUUUUUACAUUUUUUUUUUUACUUGGGUUUUAUUACCAAUCGAUUAUCUCUGUGCCAAAUAUAGUAAGAAAUGUUCACAGUAACAUGACCUCAAGCUUUUCCUGGCUGGGGUCCAUCAGAAGUGCAAUAAAGAGAGGUUAGCACCUUUCAGCACCUCAGUAUAUAUAAAUAUAUAUAUGCAUAAGCACACACACACACUUUAUCAUCACCAUCAUCAUCAUCAUCAUCCAGCUUUUUAUUCUUUCUUCACACACAUUUUAUUUUAUUUGUUUGUUUUUUUUUCUAUUGUCAGGAGACUGUACUGUGAUGGCUACACAAACACACUUUUUUUUUUUUGCCUCAUUGUUAAUUUUGUCAAACAUUCAACACACCAAAGCUGUAUCUUGAUUGUCAAAGCAGAAAAUCACACUCGGAUCAAGUCAUUUCAUGUUGUGAAGUACACUAAUGGUGUGUCUUGUUGUUUUUUUCUUUUUUUAAAGGUGACUGUAAUUCUGAAAUGUUUUUAUCUUCUUUUUUUGUAAUUGUAAUAAUUGUUCAUUGUGCUGUUUUUAGUUUUAAUGUAAUUUUAGCAUUGUUGAUAUAUCUUUUUUUUCCCCUAGUGUUUUCAUCUGGCCUUAUUUUUAUUUUAUUUUAUUUUUAUUCCGCAAACUGUGCGCGUGAACACCUGAACGCUGAUGUGAGAGCUGUACAGUUUUUGUUAAUUGCCUUAAUUAGAAUAUAUUUUGGGCUUGGAUGCAGUUGUAGCUGCGUUGUGACAUGUGUAGACAGACGGUUGAUCUUCAUACUUUGGGUUAGCUCUUAGUUUUUCUCGAAACAAAAUCACGGAAGAGGAAAAUUAAGAUGGGGGGGGCUCUUUUUCAUACAUAUAUAAAUACUGACAUUAAAGUAUGACUUGUACGACUAUGUCCAGAAGAUGCUCUGUUUUCUGAAUUUGAGAAAAAAGUAAAAAUUCUUUGUUUAAAAAAUCUGGAUAUGAGACAAAAGUCAGAACUGAGAUUUUACAAUAGCCCUCCCCCUGCAACUCCACACAAUUAAUUCAACCCUUAAAGUGUUAAAAGGAUCGACGGCCGUCAUGGAAUCUUCCACCGCGACAUUUCCAUCCGUAAUGUGCCACGUGUGAAAGCAGUUUUACGCUGAGAAUAUUUUUGUAGCUCAUCAUCUAGCUGUGCUCAAAAUCAUUGUUAGAAAUGACAGGUGACUAUUUUUUUGAUUCACGCAGUUAACUAAAAGACAUUUCAGUGCAAUAUUACUACAGGCACCGGUUUAAAACAAACAAAAAACUGAACAUGCACCCCUGAACUGUCACUGUGCGCCGUUUGGUAACAUUUAUAUAUCCACACUUACGCUGUAUAUGAUAGUAACGACACUCCCGCACGCAUAAACACAUGUAAUAUACCUUGUGCGUUUUAGUUUUUCUAUAACCUGUUAAGUGUCUCAGGGCAUCUCCGCUGCCUUCUCCUUACGUACCCUGCCGGACCCGUGGAAACCCGACGGAUCUGACAGGAGCCUCUUUGAAAUCUUAGCGCUAAAUGUCUGUGCUGGUGCUUUUAGAUAUUUAUUCCUCAGGAGUUUCGAUCUUGCAAGAGGAUGACGGAUGUUGAAACGAUCCGAGUGUCCACGGCCAGUAUUGUAUAGAUUGCUCUUGUGAAACUGUAAGGGGAACAGGGUGUCUUGGAUGUCUUUACAAGUACAAUGACGUGUUAUGUGCCUGUACGGUUGUUGUGUAUUUACAGUAUAUACACUAAUGUCAUGACGGUCUGUAUAUUGUUUCCUAGUAAAUAAAAACCACUGACUAAUA
Molecule: messenger RNA, 4177 nt
Organism: Mugil cephalus (flathead mullet)
Lineage: Eukaryota; Metazoa; Chordata; Actinopteri; Mugiliformes; Mugilidae
Gene: slc7a8a
Product: solute carrier family 7 member 8a
Exons: 12
Coding region: 672-2243 (523 amino acids)
Biological process (GO): amino acid transmembrane transport; neutral amino acid transport
Cellular component (GO): membrane
Molecular function (GO): neutral L-amino acid transmembrane transporter activity; L-amino acid transmembrane transporter activity
Source: RefSeq, a predicted model, not a curated record